Scedosporium apiospermum is the source of this 1533-nucleotide messenger RNA. Its product is annotated as Hydroxymethylglutaryl-CoA lyase. Gene Ontology annotation, biological process: L-leucine catabolic process; ketone body biosynthetic process. Lineage: Eukaryota; Fungi; Ascomycota; Sordariomycetes; Microascales; Microascaceae. The record is from RefSeq and is a predicted model, not a curated record. Gene Ontology annotation, molecular function: hydroxymethylglutaryl-CoA lyase activity. The transcript is spliced from 2 exons. Bases 1 to 1533 code for a protein of 510 amino acids.
AUGGCCUCCGUUCGCAUCGUCGAGGUUGGCCCUCGCGACGGGCUGCAGAAUAUCAAAAUCACUGUCCCCACGGCGACCAAACUGGAUCUUAUCGAGAAAUUAAAACAAUCCGGCCUCAAAUGCAUCGAAGUCGCCUCCGUCGUCAGCCCCAAGGCAGUUCCGCAGCUUGCGGACUGUCGCAAGGUGUUGGACUCCGCAUUGGUGCAAGGCUGGCUGCGAGAGUCGCAGGAACUUCGGCUCCCAGUGCUCAUCCCCAACGCUAAGGGUUUCCAGAUAGCCCUCGAAUACGGCGUUAAAGAAAUUGCCGUGUUCAUUAGCGCCACGGAGGGUUUUAGUCGAGCAAACAUCAACUGCACCGUCGACCAGGGAAUUGAGAGAGCCAGGCAAGUUGCUGCGGAGGCAGCCAGGCACGGGAUUGCCGUUCGAGGAGUGUUUGACAGCAGCGUCGCGGGCUUAGGAGGAUGCCCAUUCGCCCCCGGAGCGACUGGAAACGUGGCCACGGAGGACAUUGUGUACAUGUUCCACCAAGCCGGCAUCGAGACUGGGGUGGAUCUGCCUCGAUUGGCCGAAACUGGGGUUUGGAUAUCGCAACAGCUAUCCAAGUCGAAUGACAGUCGUGUCGGUGUAGCUCUUGCAUCCAAGGCACGAAAACAACCCCCGGUGGUCACCGAAAAGCCGUCAACCCCAUCCAGUCUUCCUUGGACUCUGAUAAGAGAUGCUCAGGGCGUCCUUGUCUACCGCUCUGGUGCCAAUGGGAAGAUUGUGCUCAAUACGCCUGCAAACGGAAAUGCCCUUACUCCAUCGUUAAUAUCCGACCUUCGUGGAGCAUUCGUCGAAUUUGAACAGGAUGCCUCUAUCCGUCGCAUCAUCAUCACGUCGAGUGGGAAGUUCUUCUGCACGGGUAUGGAUCUCGGAAAAGGGACUGGAACAUUUGGCGCCGACAGCAAAGAUAAGUUCAACGCUUUAACAACUCUAUUUGAACUUAUCGAUAAUUCCACCAAAGUGACCGUCGCCUGUGUAAACGGCCCAGCAUUCGGAGGGGGGGUCGGUCUGGCAUUCGUCUGCGACCUGCGCCUCAGCAUCAGCUCAGCGUCGUUCACCCUAUCCGAAGUCAAGCUUGGCCUCUGCCCAGCCGUGAUCUCGAAAUACGUUAUCCGAGAAUGGGGAGUUAGUCGUUCGAGGGAGGCCAUGAUAACAGCUCGGCCAGUUACUGCCAAAGAACUGAGGGCUUGGGGUGUUAUAUCUCACAUUGCAGAAUCCCCGUCCGAUCUGCAGCGCGCACUAGACACGUGCUUACACGACCUACGUCUAGCUUCAUCAAGCGGGAUUCGCAUGUCUAAGGAGCUGGUAAGACUCGGUUGGUCACAAGGGGGAAGUGAUAACCAGAAGCGCAACAUAACACGCUUGUUCGAAGAGAUGAUGGGUCCCGAGUCCGAGGCAGUAUAUGGUGUAAGGCAGUUUCGCGCGGCGAGACGUGCUGUGGACUGGGAUGCUCUCGCGAGCCCCAAGGCACAAUCGAAGCCAAGAUUAUAA